AGGUAGCUAGCGUUGUGUGUUGUGGCGUAUGUGUAUGUUGUUUGGUGAGUUGGGGAGUGCUGUUAUUGCAAGUAUACUCAUUGUGUUUUUGUCCGACAGUAAGAAAACUUUGACUUAAAAAGAAGAUUUCAUCGAAUUAAUUUUCUGAUUAAUCAGCUUAAUAAAAUUUGAAGGCAGUGAUGUAAGGUUACAGAAUCAUCUGUAUUUAAUGUGGCGUACUUUUUUCAAAGCUUAUAUAUCUACUUACUCAAAAGCAGCUUCAGGAAAGAUCACUUGAAAGUGUGGCAUGAAUUACACAGUGAAAAGGGUCUAUGGCCGCUCAAUCUGAUAGUCAGAAAGGGGGGUAUAAAAGAAGACUGACCAAAUCUGUUAGAGACGCUCGAUCGCCUAUCAGAACAAGGUCUAGGAGUAGAAUACUUGGCCCUCAGUUCGAAAAUCUUGAAGAGGUUCAUAAUUCUUUGAAUGGUGCUGACCAAACCUGUGUUGAAAAUCAUAUAUUGAAAAGAAAACCGUCAAAUCACUUGGAGCCUGUAUUGGAAACAAAAAAAUCGAAGUUAAAGUCUAAAGCAACAGGAAAGAAACAUUGUGCACAGAAGAAAAAAAACUGUCGGACUGGAAAAUCAAACAUGAGCACUGACUCUACAGUGCCUAAAACUGAGUCUAAACAGAAAGAGUUAGCCCUUACCUUACCAGAAUGUGCAGAAGUUAAGCCACCUACCAGCAGAAAUAGUAGAUAUUCAAAGAUUUUUGAUGGUGCCUCUGUAGAUAUAAAAUCUGAACCCGAACUAGAAAGUCUAAAAAUUUCCAAGAAAAUUGAUAGUCAUGCAAGUGAUGGAGCAUGCUCCCAAUCUGCUCUAGCUUGUUCGACAGUACCAGCAAGUGAUAAUAAAGAAAUUUGUUUAGUUUUGGACAAUGGUAUUUAUCGUGCCUCUUACUUGAAUCCAAGCAAAGGAUCAUCUUUUGCUACUUAUUCAAGACUGAAUCAAGUAGAGGCACAAGCAGCUCAGCACUUGCCCGCUUCAACUUCAAGUACUGAAGAUCAAAUCAAAAAGAGAAAAUCCAGCCGACAAAAAGCUGAGACUCAAACUUGUAAAGAUUUGUCAGAAAGAAAAUUUGCUGAGAAAACCGAGCCUUCAGUGCAAGAAAAUAUUCUCCCAGAAACUGUUACUGGCCAGGGGAAACUAAAAAACUUCUCUUGUAUAUUACGAGGAGCAUGCAAGAGAAAAAACUUUGUUGGAUCUCAUCUUCCUAAAUGUGAUAAAAUUUCCACAAGAACUGUUGAACAAGAUUUGAAUGCUCUAACACUGACCAAAGAUGCCCCAUGUUUAACUGUGAGUGUACCCAGACUUGAAACUACUCUUGCAAAUCAAGACGACAUUCAAACAGAUAGGUCUCUAUUUUCAACUAUUACUCAAUCAGAAAGAAACCUGCAGCGGACAGAAAGACUAAGAAAAAAUCGAUCAGAGAGCAAUCCUAGUACUAGUAGUGCUAGCUGCUCUGACGCAAAAGAGAAAUCAAAAACAGACGUAGACGAAAAAUCAGCAAGUGAGCUACUCAAGUCUAGCAAGGCAAAGACCACGGGGUCGUGUACCAGUAGCCGUAGUCGGCGUUCCUCCCGUGUAACAAAACUACCCACAUCAAAUUCAACUGCUACAGGAGGGGGAACAAGCCGCCAAACAGUCGUACGAGGAAGAUCUGGAAUGUCUGGUAUUGAUACUGGCCAAGAAAUAUCUUCAAAUCCAUUUUCUUCUGAUAAUACUGCUGCUCAUGAGAAUUCUAAUAGUGCUCCAGUAGCCAGUGCAAUGAAUAUUGCUGCUAGUAUAGCUGCAAUUGGUGAUAGUGAAUCUGAAGACAGUGAAAUGGGACGAUUACAAGCUCUAUUAGAAGCUAGAGGGCUUCCUCCUCAUCUGUUUGGUGCUCUUGGACCUCGUAUGCAACAUUUACUUCAUCGUUCAAUGGGAACUACUGCAAGUAAUCGAGCCUUGCAGUUGUUACAAGGCUUACAAGCGUCUGGUGAUGAAGGGCAGCAAUUACAAGCAGUUAUGGAGAUGUGCCAGUUGCUAGUCAUGGGAAAUGAAGAUACAUUAACUGGCUUUCCUGUAAAACAAGUUGUCCCAGUAUUAAUAAAUCUUUUAUCCAUGGAGCAUAAUUUUGACAUGAUGAAUCAUGCUUGUAGAGCCUUGACAUACAUGAUGGAAGCUCUUCCAAGGUCUUCAGCUGUUGUUGUUGAGGCCAUUCCUGUGUUUUUAGAUAAACUUCAAGUUAUUCAAUGCAUGGAUGUUGCUGAGCAAUCGCUAACAGCUUUAGAAAUGUUAUCUAGAAGACACAGUAAAGCUAUUUUACAUGCUAGAGGUGUUGCUGCAUGUCUGAUGUACUUGGAUUUUUUCUCCAUUAAUGCACAACGUGCUGCUCUUGCAAUAACUGCAAACUGCUGCCAAAAUUUACUGUCGGAUGAAUUUAAUUUAGUUCAAGAUUCAUUGCCAUUACUUAGUGGAAGACUUACUCAUCAAGAUAAAAAAUCUGUUGAAAGUGUAUGCUUAGCAUUUUCAAGAUUAGUAGAUUGUUUCCAGUAUGAUCCAAAAUUCAUGACGGAAAUUGCUGGUCAUGGUCUGCUUUCUAAUAUACAACAACUGUUGGUUGUUUCACCUCCUGCAAUUAGCUCUGGAACAUUUGUUACUGUUAUACGUAUGUUAGCUGUUAUGUGUGCUGCAUGCCCUGAGCUUGCUGUGCUUUUGCUGAAACAAAAUAUAUCAGACACGUUGCGAUACUUAUUGAUGGGAACAGCUAGCACUUCCGAUGAUAUUGAGCUCAUUCCCAGAAGCCCACAAGAAUUAUUUGAAAUUACAUCAUUAAUAGGAGAACUCAUGCCACGUCUGCCAUCUGAUGGAAUAUUCAGUAUUGAUUCUCUUCUUGUGAAACAGAACAGUUGUCAUCAAGAUACAGUGAUUUGGCAGUGGAGGGAUGACCGGGGAUUGUGGCAUCCAUACACUAGCAUUGACAAUAAGAUAAUAGAGGCUGCUCAUCAGUCAGGUGAAGAUGAAAUUAGUCUUUCAGCAAUGGGUAAAACUUACACUAUUGAUUUUAAUUCAAUGCAACAAAUAAAUGAGGAUUCAGGAACAACAAGACCUGUUCAAAGGCGUGUUAAUAGUUCUUCUAGAUCUGUCUUAGGCUCAAAUUUGAACAUGGAACAUUCAGACUCAAGGGUGGAUUGUUUGCAAGCAAACUCCGACUUGGCAGCAUCUUGUAUUAAAUCUCUGUUCGCUGUCUUAUAUGAAGUUUAUAGCAGCUCAGCUGGACCUGCUGUAAGACAUAAAUGCCUUAGAGCUUUACUGCGUAUGGUAUACUUUGCUCCCCCUGACCUUCUGCGACAAGUAUUGAAAAAUCAAGCUGUUGCAAGCCAUGUUGCUGCCAUGCUUGCAUCACAAGAUUUAAGAGUUGUUGUUGCUGCACUUCAAAUGGCUGAAAUCCUUAUGCAAAAACUUCCCGCUAUUUUUGGAGUUUACUUCAGGAGAGAAGGAGUAAUGCAUCAAGUUAGAUGGCUGACCAAGUUGGACAUUAUUUCAGACAUGCCAAGUCAAAACAAAGAAAGUUGUUGCAGUUCAACUGAUAGUGUACCGUCUUUCUCAUCCCUACCCACUCUGCUACCCAUUAGUUCCCAACAAGCUGCAAUAUCAUGUGAUAAUAAUCAUUCUGCAUUUAGUCCGAGUAUUUUGCCAGUAUCAGCAAGUGACCUUUCCUCUGAUAAUGCAAUGCAUUUUCCUGGGGGCUUAUGGGGCUCUGCAUCAUCCGUUGCAACUACUUUUGAAGGUAUUCAAUCUUCAGCAAAUGCUUCCUCUGGAGCAGAAGAUGGACAAAGUAGCAGUGUUUCUCAGAUGAGACUUAGUGAUGUUUUGAAGCGGAAGAGGACUCCAAAGCGUAACAAUGCAACAAGUAGGAAGGUACGUACUGAAGAAGCUCCACGAGAUCCUUACAUUUGUUCUGGUAUCCGUGGACCCGGACGAGGAGUUUUAGACAACCACAUAAAUCCAAUAUUAGGUUCAUCCAUGCUUGCUUUGUCUGCAUGUACGCCUACUAGUUGCCACAACUCUACUGUUGGUGCUAGCCCUGUGCUAGGCAGUAUUGCAAGCCCCACAACAUGCUCUAACAAUCCCACUGCAGCAGCACCAGGACGAGGGAAAUUCAGUUCUGCUGCUGCAAAGACCUCUUCCUUCCUUGCCAACCUGAAUCCGGCGAGAUGGGGUCGUUGGAGUAGCAGUUCCGCAGUUACUGGACGUUUGUCCACUCAGGAGCCAUGCAUUGUUCAGAGAUCUUCAAUUUAUGCAAAUACUUCUGGGAACAGGGACAAAAUCAAAACUUGGAUAAAAGAACAAGCACAAAAGUUUGAUGAGGAAUUUUUUAGUGUGGAGCAGCUUGGGCUGUCUCAUCCUGCAAUGAAUGUGCUUAAUCGCUUAACUACAGCUUUGGGGCUGCUUGAGUCUAUGGUUGAUGGAGGAUUGAAAGCUUUAGCUGAUAUACGUAGUGUUGUCAUAGAUAGUGAUAUAUCUUCAUUUGAAGUGAUUCAUAGUGGUCUAGUGAGAAAACUUCUACAAUAUCUUACUGCACCAGAUUGUAGCUCUCCCCCAUUUGGGGUUGUUCCGAGAGAUGAGCGCUUAAGAGCUUUUCUACACAUUUUUAUGAGAACUCCUAUGUCCAUAAUUUCCGGCUUUGAAGCAGAUAAAUUAGAUACAGCACCAUUAUCAGCUUUAGUUUCCAAACUUAAUGCCUGUGUUAGUCAAUUAGAACAAUUUGCUGUCAAAGUUCAUGACCUCCCUGGUGCUGGAAACAUCGGUGGAAGGGGAACAAGUGCUUUAAAGUUUUUCAAUACGCACCAAUUGAAAUGUAAUUUGCAACGACAUCCAGGUUGUACAAAUCUGCGACAAUGGAGGGGAGGCCCAGUCAAGAUUGAUCCGUUGGCUUUAGUGCAAGCUAUUGAAAGAUACUUAGUUAUACGUGGCUAUGGCAGAGUGAAGGAUACUGAUGAUGAUGGAAGCGAUGACGAAAAUUCAGAUGAUGAUAUUGAUGAUACUAUGGCAGCAAUGAUGAUAAAUCAAGGACAAGGAAGACACAAGCUGCAAUUUUUAAUUGGUGAUAAUGUUUUAUCAUACAAUAUGACUGUCUAUCAAGCAAUAAGGCAGUUUGGAAGUAUUGAUGGUGUUUGCUCAGAUGGCCCUGAUACUGAUACAGACUCGGAAAAUCCUAUGGGGUACACUAAUAUCUGGGUUCAAACUCAUACUAUAUGGUAUCGUCCAAUACCUGCUGAAGAAGGGGAGUCUGCUUUUAUAAGUAAAGCAGCUGCAAUAUUGACCAGAAACCAUAUUCCUUCAUCAUGUCAUUCUAAUCAUCGCUCUAAGGCUAGCGUAUCAGCCACUGUAUCACCAAAGAAAAAACCAGAUGAUUUUUGGAAUGAUGGCUCAAUUCCAGAAGUUGGUUCUCCUCUGUCAUUGUUUUUAGUCCCAAAUCUUCCAGACACUGUUACAGUUCAAGAUCCUUCAUUAGAAGUCAUUUGCUUGCUAAGAGUUAUCCAUUCAUUGAGCACUUAUUGGGGAUUCUUGUAUCAAAUGAGCUCUUGGGCUCCUGCUAUUCCUCAAGUGGAAUUUCUAAACAGCAAGUUAACUGCAAAAGCAAACAGACAGCUUCAAGAUCCUUUGGCCAUAAUGACUGGAAAUGUUCCUUCUUGGCUUUCACAGAUAGCCUACUGCUGCCCGUUCCUGUUUCCAUUUGAAACCAGACACCUUUUGUUCUAUGUUACAUCUUUUGAUAGAGAUCGUGCACUACAGAGAUUGCUUGACAUGACACCAGAAAUGAGCAACAGUGAUAGUAGUGAACGUGUAACUCCAAGACUUGACAGAAGAAAACGCACCGUAUCUAGAGAUGACUUACUGAAGCAAGCAGAAGUAGUUUUGCAAGAUCUUGGAAGUUCUAAAGCGCUGCUAGAAAUACAGUAUGAGAGUGAGGUCGGAACUGGCUUGGGUCCCACUCUGGAAUUUUAUGCCCUAGUUUCUAAAGAGUUACAAAGAGGAGACUUAGAUAUGUGGCGUGGUGAAAAAAUACUUGUUAAUAAUGGAAAAGAUGUGCCUACUAGUUAUGUACAUUGCCCUAUGGGAUUAUUUCCUAUGCCUCUUUCCCGAAGUGCUAAAGUUGGCUUAGUUACUCGAGUUCGAAGUAAAUUCAAGCUGCUGGGAAAAUUCUUGGCUAAAGCAUUGAUGGAUUCCAGAGUUUUGGACAUCCCUUUGAGUCUUGUAUUCUAUAAAUGGAUGUUAAACCAAGAGAGUAAUCUGUCUUUAGCUGAUAUGAAACAUGUGGACGAUUGUGUGGCUAAGACCAUACAGCAGCUUGAGGACGUAGCUAAGGAGAAAAGAAGGCUUGAAAAUGAUAGAUCACUUAAUGCAGUUACACUGAAAAGUGCCUUGGAUAAUCUAAGUUUAGAUGGUUGUACUGUAGAAGAUCUGAAUUUAGAUUUUACUCUUCCUGGCUUUUCACAUAUUGAAAUGAGGAAAGGUGGCAAAGACAUUGUUGUUUCUGUAUAUAACUUAGAUGAAUAUUUAAAGCUUUUGACUCAUUGGACUAUGAAUGAAGGCGUCAGAAGACAAAUGGAAGCAUUUAAAGAAGGCUUUGAAUCUGUUUUUAGUUUAAAUCAGCUGAAGAUUUUCUAUCCAGAUGAGUUGGAAUACUUGUUUUGUGGCAGUGGACAUAUGCAAUGGGAUAUGAAGAAUCUUGUGGAAUGCUGUCGUCCGGAUCAUGGUUAUACUCAUGAUAGCAGAGCUAUCAAAUAUCUUUUUGAAAUACUGAGUAAUUAUAAUCAAGAACAACAGCGUCUGUUUCUUCAGUUUGUCACAGGAUCACCUAGGCUUCCUGUUGGAGGUUUAAAAUCAUUAUCUCCACCACUCACUAUUGUGCGUAAGACCUUAGAUGGCAGUGAAGAUUCGGACUCAUAUUUGCCAUCUGUUAUGACUUGUGUAAAUUAUUUAAAGCUUCCUGAUUACUCCAGCAUUGAAAUAAUGCAAGAGAAACUUCAAAUUGCUGUUAGUGAAGGUCAGCAUUCGUUCCACUUAUCUUGAGGAAAUUUGCUCAUAGAUAGGAUUUUUUUGGAUGGACACUUUGCCCAAUGUAAACUAGUUGUGUCUCCUAUGCUUGGAUGAUGAGGCAUUGAUAAAAACAUAAUUUGAGCUUUUGUAAGUUUUCUUAGCACUAGUGUGAAAUUGGCAAAUGCUUGUACAAUUUGUCUUUGCCACCGUCCCACCUACCUCAAAAAUGUGGGUAUCUGUGCUAAUCAAAAGACAGUCUUGAAUGCCAUUGUAAUAAGUGUUUUAGUUACCAUACCUAUUUCACAUUUUUUAUAUGUACUGUGUGUUCAUCUACUGUAAUUAACCAGUGAUUCUGGUUUAUAUUUCUGUGGUACGAUUUGUAUUUCAAAACGUUGUCGAUGUUCUGCACAUUGAAAAUAGUUUUGUAUUAGCAAUUGUACAUAAAGAUUGAUGAUGGAAUUUAUAUAUUGUGAAUAAGCGCAAGAGAUUUUCUUUAAAUGAGUUUUUCAGAACAUAUUUCAAGUGAAUUGAUAUGUGUGUGAUUUUAUUACAUGCAUUUUCUUGCACUUACAUGAAAUUCAAAGUAGGUUUUUUUUAUAUACACAUAUAUAUAUAAUUUUUUCCAUGAUUUUGUGCGACAUUUUUAAAUUUCAGACCACAGGUGAAGAUUGUUGAGUAUUUAAAUGAGCUGUUCUUAUUUUGUAAGUGAGCAGAAUUGAUGCUUAUUUGAAUUGUUUUGCUUGGAAAAAUAUUUUAUUUUGUUUUUGUUUUUUUUGUGUGAAAAUAGUAACAGUUAUGUAAAAUUUUUAUUUGAAAAUAAAAGAAAAUUAUAUUAACUA
This is a messenger RNA of Uloborus diversus, 7903 nucleotides long. RefSeq names its product E3 ubiquitin-protein ligase TRIP12-like (gene ctrip). The coding region runs from base 312 to 7097 and encodes 2261 amino acids. NCBI's taxonomy places the organism in Eukaryota, Metazoa, Arthropoda, Arachnida, Araneae, Uloboridae. Gene Ontology annotation, biological process: regulation of double-strand break repair; proteasome-mediated ubiquitin-dependent protein catabolic process; protein polyubiquitination. Gene Ontology annotation, cellular component: nuclear speck. The record is from RefSeq and is a predicted model, not a curated record. Gene Ontology annotation, molecular function: zinc ion binding; ubiquitin protein ligase activity. The transcript is spliced from 43 exons.